This is a messenger RNA of Cynara cardunculus var. scolymus (artichoke), 286 nucleotides long. Its product is annotated as NADH dehydrogenase [ubiquinone] 1 beta subcomplex subunit 3-B-like. The coding region runs from base 53 to 271 and encodes 72 amino acids. Gene Ontology annotation, cellular component: mitochondrion. The record is from RefSeq and is a predicted model, not a curated record. Gene Ontology annotation, biological process: mitochondrial respiratory chain complex I assembly; electron transport chain. The transcript has a single exon. Lineage: Eukaryota; Viridiplantae; Streptophyta; Magnoliopsida; Asterales; Asteraceae.
ACCAGCUGCCAUUUUCUGAGCCUAAUUGCAGGAGAUACAGAUCAAUCGAUCGAUGGGGAAGAAGGCAUUAGGACCCACUGGAGAGUUCUUCAGGAGAAGGGAUGAAUGGAGGAAGCAUCCUAUGCUCACAAAUCAGUUCCGUCAUGCCACUCCUGGCCUUGGAAUCGCCCUUGUUGCUUUCGGCAUCUAUCUCGUUGGUGAAACUGCUUACAACAAGAUCUACGCUCCUUCUCACAGCCACUCACCUUCUUCACCUUCUCACUCUCACUGAGAUUGAUUUCCCCUU